Molecule: messenger RNA, 1860 nt
Organism: Cottoperca gobio
Lineage: Eukaryota; Metazoa; Chordata; Actinopteri; Perciformes; Bovichtidae
Gene: erich1
Product: glutamate rich 1
Exons: 6
Coding region: 696-1700 (334 amino acids)
Source: RefSeq, a predicted model, not a curated record
ACUUUGGACGGGAAACACACAUGCAAAAGUAAUUUAGGAUCGUGUUCUAAGUACUAGAAGUCACAUUUUAUUUCGACUUCCAUUUAAUAUCGCGUAAGCAAUUUGUCUCAGUAAAAUUAAGAUUUAUAAUACUAUGCUUUUUUUCAUCACAGUGCUCGAGCAGCUCCAAAGAAUGAUAUAACAUCCUACAUUUUAACUGAACAUGGCUGCUUUCUAUGCCGAUUGGUAGAAUGGAUUUGUCUGAUUAAAACAAUAUAUCGAUGUAUUAUAUACAGGUUACAUGUCCUUUCUGGCAACUAUGGUUACAUUAAAUUGACAUUAGUUUGAAUGUGAAUCGGCGCGAGAGCACCAAGUGAGGUCUUCCUUACCAGUCUGUGAGUUGGUGGUGCCUUGUCGGCAGAGUGCCGCUGGAGGAGUCCGAGCAUUAUUGCACUACGGCAAGCGUAGCUGACUUGCUUUGUUAAAGUAUAGUUAACUCUAGCCAUUCCUUUCGCUAUUUUAACACGGAACGUUACACAGCUCAAUUAUUUCCCAGGUGUAUGAUGCUGUAAAGCUCUUAUGAAUCGAGCUAAUUUUGAAAGCUACCAGGCUAAGUCGCUAACUCAGCUAGCUUGCUAGCAUAUAGCUAUAGCCACAUGUUACAUUGAAGUUUCCGUUCUCUUCGCGUCCACUCAGACAUAUAACGCUAUGUCAACAUGGCACGAAGGAAAGAAGUAUUUCACUCAAAAGUACUCCAGAGGCUUUACCCUGCACCUCCCAAACUGAAGAAGGAACCCAGCCCACCACGCAUUGUAGAUGCCCUGUCCCAAAACAAACAUGUGGAAAGAAAUGCCUCUCAACAGGACACUGCCAUUGGAGAUGCAGGGACAACACAAAGUGCAGCCAAUCUGGGCAGGCGGAUGUACACAGCCCUUCCUCCUCCGGCAGACUACAAGACGGAUUCAGAGAAAUCCGUCACACUCCCUCAGUUAGAAAGCAUAAAUAGUGCAGAGGACCCAGCUGAGGAGAGCGUCCAGGAUGACAGUGAAGAACUAGACCAAGAUCAGGAGGAAGAAGAACGGAGAAGGAAAAGGAGGAGAAGGAAAAGAAAACCAAGCAUCCAUCACGACUCUGGGAUAGAUGGAACCGCUCCAGUGCGUGAGGCCGGCACAUGUCAGAGUCAGACACCGGUGGAUGAGGGAGCGGAGCACAUUAGCAGGAACAAGAAAAGGAAGCUGAAGAAGAAACGGCACAAAGAGAAGCUGCUCUCCAUGGGUCUGAUGCCUCGAGCCGCUGCCCUGGAGUUCACAUACCGAAAAGAUGGGGAGGAGGAGAAGGAUGAGGAAGAGGAGGAGAGAAGAGCUGCUGAGGUGUCAGACUUCCUCAGGACAACAAUGGAAAUCUAUAUGUCUGAUUACUCUUUGCGUCGAGACAAGCUUCCCCUCCUGUCUGGGACAGUUGAUGACCUUCUGAGCAGCAUGGCCAGCGGAGGCCAGACCACCUCUGUACUGAAGCAGCUCUACAGUCUCAAGGCUUUUGUUCAGCAGCAACAGACAGACAAACUGGAAAAGGCACUGGAGGAAUUCUACAACACUUCUCCUUUGUCUGCAGAGGAAACCACUGCAGUCGCUUCACUCUUCCAAUACUGGAUCACAGACAUUCUUCCCGUGCAGGGAGACAAGAAGACGGAGCUUUCUACUGAAGCCCCCUCGAGACAGUGAAUCACACUGAAACAGAGACUCUACUGAAGGAUUAUUUUGACUAUGAUCCAUAACUUUAGAAAGUUAUUUUGAAAUGUCCUGCUCAUUGCAUUUCACAAUGUUGGACUUUAAAUUAUGCUGCAGAAAAUAUUUGUAUUAUUAAAUAUUUUUUCCCAUUUGA